CUUUUCAGCUCAAACAUUAUCACAGAUACACAUAAGUCAGGAACUAGAAAAGGAGCGACUAUUAAUACAACAAAGCUGAGCUAGUCUUGUUUGUGUGUAAUAACAAAGAUGAAUGGAAAACAGUAUCAUUCUUCAUUGAAAGGAGGAAGAAUUAGAAGUCCCUAUAGCCAUGGCUUCUCUUCUUCUCAAAUCCAAACUAUUUCUUCCUUUUGUGAAACUCUCAUUCCACCACUCCCACCUAGCAAUGACAAGGCUCUUGAUUCCUUCUUUACUUCUUCUGGCUCUCAUCCUCCGCUCCCCAAUGAGGUUGCAGAACUACUAGUGAAGAGGAGCAAGCCAAAGGCAUUAUUCAUAAUAAAGAUAGUUGUGUUUUUGUUAUCAACAAGAUUAGGGACUCUUCUACUUUGUGGUAAAAUUUGCUUGGAUAGGAGAUGGCCCUUUGUUCACAACUUUUCUGAAUUAUCCUUAAAGCAUAGAGAAACUCUUCUGCAAACAUGGUCCAGAGAAAGUUUUCUCAUUCCACUGAGAAUUACUUUCGUAUUGAUCAAAAUUAUGUGUUUCUUCAUAUUCUUCUCUUGGACUGAAGAAAAUUGUAAAAAUCCAACAUGGGAAGCAAUUGGCUAUCAUCCAGAGACAAGAGAGACCCCAUGUGAAAACAAUAAAGAAAGACCACUUGAUAAAGGGAUUGUGGAAACCAUAAAUGAGAGUGAUGAAACUUUCAAAGAGUCAUUAUCCAAGAAAGGUCUACCUCUUAUUGAGGACACAAAAGACAACACCUUUAGGAUUAAAUGUGAUGUUGUGAUUGUUGGUUCUGGAUGUGGAGGAGGUGUUGCAGCUGGAAUCCUUGCAAAAUCAGGUCACAAAGUCGUCGUGCUCGAAAAAGGUCAUUACUUUGUACCAGAAGAUUAUUCUGGUCUUGAAGGUCCUUCAUUGAAUGAACUAUAUGAGUCAGGUGCAAUGCUUAGUACUCUUGAUGGAGAGGUAAUGGUUACGGCUGGAAAAACAGUUGGUGGUGGAUCUGCUGUAAACUGGUCUGCAUCUAUUAAAACUCCAAAUGAUGUUCUCAAUGACUGGUCUGCGAAUCACAAGAUUUCAUGGUUUGCAACUUCUGAAUAUCAGUCUGCUAUGGAUGCAGUAUGCAAACGGAUUGGUGUAACAGAGAAUUGCUUUGGGGAAGGAUUUCAGAACCAAGUAUUACGAAAAGGGUGUGAAAAUCUUGGUUUGAAAGUGGAGAAAAUACCAAGAAAUUGUUCGGAGAAUCAUUAUUGUGGUUCUUGUGGUUAUGGUUGUAAAACAGGAGACAAGAAAGGGACUGAUUCCACUUGGCUUGUUGAUGCUGUUAAUGCAGGCGCCGUUAUCUUGACUGGAUGCACUGCAGAAAGGUUCAUACUGGAAGAUAACAUGGAUGGGAAGAUGAGAAAAAGAUGCUUUGGGGUAAUUGCUAAUACUGAAAGCAAGCAGAUCACUAAGAAGCUACAUAUUGAAGCUCGAACCACGAUUUCUUCCUGUGGAUCUCUCUUCACACCUCCCUUACUGAUUUCCAGUGGACUGCAGAACAAGAACAUCGGGACAAACCUCCAUCUCCACCCUGUUCUUUUGGCGUGGGGAUACUUCCCUGAAUCCAUGUCUGAAAUCAAAGGGAAAAAUUAUGAGGGAGGAAUAAUGACAUCCCUUCAUAAGAUGGUACCUGAAGAAACUAAUGCACAGGCCAUAAUAGAAGCUACAGCUCUAGGACCUGCUACUUUCGCCAGCUUUUUUCCAUGGACUUCUGGGCAGGAUAUGAAGGAGAUGAUGACAAAGUACUCGCGAACAGUCACUCUGUUAGCCUUGAUAAGAGAUCAAGGUUCAGGAGAAGUAAAGAAGGCAGGGAGGAUAAAAUACAGAUUGGACGGAAUUGAUAAAGAGAAUAUCAAAGCUGGUUUAAGAAGGGCAUUGAGGAUACUGAUUGCAGCAGGAGCUGUUGAAGUGGGAACAUAUCGAAGCGAUGGACAGAAAUUAAGUUGUAAAGGGAUCAAGAAUGAAGAGUUAGAAGAGUUUCUGGAUACAGUUGGAGCUCCUGGAGGGGCAAGUUCUAAAGGAGAACACUGGGCAAUUUAUGCCUCUGCACAUCAAAUGGGAAGCUGUAGGAUGGGGACAAAUGAGGAAGACGGAGCAGUGGAUGAAAAUGGCGAAUGUUGGGAAGCAAAAGGCUUAUAUGUAUGCGAUGGAAGUGUGCUUCCUACUGCAGUUGGUGUCAAUCCGAUGAUCACUAUACAGUCCACUGCUUAUUGCAUUGCCAAGAGAAUAGCAGAGGCACUGCACAAUGAAAAGCUAGAUUCAGACAUAUGUAAAUGAAAUAAAUGUGUAUUUCGUACCUCAGAAUAAUUCUGUAACCUUACCUCGAAAAUAAAAGUUACCAUUUCCAUUUCAA
This is a messenger RNA of Lycium ferocissimum, 2410 nucleotides long. RefSeq names its product long-chain-alcohol oxidase FAO2-like. The transcript has 3 exons. The record is from RefSeq and is a predicted model, not a curated record. NCBI's taxonomy places the organism in Eukaryota, Viridiplantae, Streptophyta, Magnoliopsida, Solanales, Solanaceae. Bases 109 to 2334 code for a protein of 741 amino acids. Gene Ontology annotation, molecular function: long-chain-alcohol oxidase activity; flavin adenine dinucleotide binding.